AUGGUUUUUACAGUGAUCAUUUUCAAUGUCUGUGUGAAAAAUGAAGAAGUGGAACAACAAACUGAACUUAUGUACAAAGAUAAUACAAUAUGGACUGCCGUAUUCACUGCAGAUGAGGAUGCAAUUAAUCGUUUGAUUGAUGCUAAUCCAAAUGUUAUUAUGUCAAGAGGUGCUCUCGGUGAUUGUCCCAUUCAUAUGUUAUUUCUAUAUGGAACAGAUAAACAUUUGAAAAUUGCUCGAAAUCUUAUUAUACGAUUUCCAAUGAUCAUGACGCAAAUUUAUAAUAAACCAAAAUAUUAUGGUGAAAAUAUUCUUCAUAUUGCUAUUGUAAAACGUAAUCUAGAUAUGGUUAAAUGGUUACUUAGUGAUAUUUAUUCCGUAACCAAUCGACAACAAUUAUUAACAGCUACUACAACUGGUGAUUUCUUUAAAAUGUAA
This is a messenger RNA of Rotaria sp. Silwood2, 438 nucleotides long. The record is from the annotation of a GenBank genome assembly. Lineage: Eukaryota; Metazoa; Rotifera; Eurotatoria; Philodinida; Philodinidae.